CAUCAGACUCACACGAGUAUUGAGCAAUAUGCGCGGUCAUGUGAUCGAGUGCACGCGCGCGCAGUGAUCAGCUGCUCUUGAUCACAUGACUCGAUCUCUCAGCUGAGCAGCAGCAGCAUGGCAUCCUCACAGCAGAAGGCAGUGUAUUGGCUGGGAAAUGAUACCCUGAGAGUAUCGGCCGCCCUGUUUGCAGAAAACCGAGAUCGUUUGUGUCGAGGCCUGAAAGCUGAGAAGGAUCUGAAGGCUGGAUCUGUGGUGGUUCUUCAGGGAGGAGAGCAGAAGCAGAGAUACUGCACCGACACCGACGAGAUCUUCAGACAGGAGUCGUUUUUCCACUGGACCUUCGGUGUGACGGAGGCCGACUGCUAUGGCGCCAUCGACGUGAACUCCAAGAAAUCCAUCCUGUUUGUUCCCAAGCUGCCGGAGAGCUACGCCACAUGGAUGGGCGAGAUCUACCCGCCUGAACACUUCAAGGAGAAGUACGCCGUAGAUGAGGUGCAUUACACCACUGACAUUGCUGAUGUGCUGAAAAAAAUGAAGCCAAGUGUCCUCCUCACGCUGCGAGGAGUGAACACUGACAGCGGCAGCACCUGUCGUGAAGCGUCCUUUGAAGGCAUCAGCCAGUUUCAGGUGAAUAAUUCCCUGCUGCACCCUGUGAUUGUGGAGUGUCGUCUUCAGAAGACUGACAUGGAGCUGGAAGUUCUGCGCUACACCAACCGCAUUUCCAGUGAAGCCCACAAAGAGGUGAUGAAACGCGUGAAGCCGGGCCUGAAAGAGUAUGAGAUGGAGAGUCUGUUCCAGCACUACUGUUACUCUCGCGGAGGGAUGCGUCACACCUCGUACACCUGCAUCUGCGGAAGUGGGAAUAACUCCUCCGUCCUGCAUUACGGACACGCUGGAGCUCCCAAUGACAAAACCAUCCAGGAUGGAGACAUGUGUCUGUUUGACAUGGGCGGAGAGUAUUACUGCUACUCCUCCGACAUCACCUGCUCCUUCCCGGCCAACGGCAAGUUCACCGCCGACCAGAGAGCCAUUUAUGAAGCCGUGCUGAAGUCCUCCAGAGCCGUGAUGGCCGCCAUCAAACCAGGUGUGAAGUGGACGGACAUGCAUCGUCUGGCUGACCGGGUUCACCUGGAGGAGCUGGUUCGGAUCGGGAUCCUGCGUGGGAAGGUGGAGGAGAUGCUGAAGGUUCAUCUGGGCUCCGUGUUCAUGCCGCACGGACUGGGUCACCUGCUGGGCAUCGACGUCCACGACGUGGGAGGAUAUCCAGAGGGCACCGAGCGCGUGGACGAGCCGGGGCUGAAGAGUCUGCGGAUGGGCCGUGUGGUGCAGGAGCGCAUGGUCCUCACGGUGGAGCCGGGAAUCUAUUUCAUCAACCACCUGCUGGAUAAAGCGCUCAACUCCCCGGAUCAGUGCGGCUUCAUCAACAACGACGUCCUGAAUCGCUUCCGCGGCUUCGGCGGGGUGCGCAUCGAGGAUGAUAUCGCUGUGACGGCUGACGGCGUGGAGCUGCUGACCUGCGUUCCUCGAACCGUGGAGGAGAUCGAGGCGUUCAUGGCGGAGGAAACGUCCAAACCCUUCAGUGCCAUCAGCAGCCAGAAAUUCUGAGAUGAUGAUUAUGAUUAUUAUGAUGAUGACACUCCUUUCUUCAGCAUAUCAGUCUUUAACCUUUAUCAAAGUAAAUGAGUCUUUGAUAUUUCAUUAUAAAGGGAAUCACAUGACAGCUUCUGUUUGUCUGACGUCUCUUAUAGAAAUCAGCAUCAAAUGAAUCACAGGAUCAUUUCUGCUUUCAUGAAGCAGCUGUGCAACAUUUUCAGAGUUUGAGAUUCUUAAUAAAAGCAGCUCUGAACUUUAUUUAGCCUCACUUUACUCAGUUCAUUUGCUUUUUAUCCUGUAUACUUUGUGCAAGUUUGUAAGAAAAUGCAAUGCUUAUUUUUAAUAAACAUCUGAUUUUUCUAGCAUCA
Megalobrama amblycephala (Wuchang bream) is the source of this 1964-nucleotide messenger RNA. It is a transcript of the gene pepd, whose product is annotated as peptidase D. Lineage: Eukaryota; Metazoa; Chordata; Actinopteri; Cypriniformes; Xenocyprididae. The transcript has 15 exons. Bases 118 to 1608 code for a protein of 496 amino acids. The record is from RefSeq and is a predicted model, not a curated record. Gene Ontology annotation, molecular function: manganese ion binding; metalloaminopeptidase activity.